Peromyscus maniculatus bairdii (prairie deer mouse) is the source of this 757-nucleotide messenger RNA. RefSeq names its product angiogenin (gene Ang). Lineage: Eukaryota; Metazoa; Chordata; Mammalia; Rodentia; Cricetidae. The record is from RefSeq and is a predicted model, not a curated record. Gene Ontology annotation, biological process: angiogenesis; innate immune response; defense response to Gram-positive bacterium. Gene Ontology annotation, molecular function: RNA nuclease activity; nucleic acid binding.
AUGCUCUCCCCAACCCCCUCUCAUGAGCCCUCUAUAUAACCAGACUGAGAGGAGCCUCUAGCUUCACACUGCUGGACCUGGUCUCCAGGAGCAAACAGCCAGACUCCACUCCAGUCGGAGGAAAGCUGGCCAGCUUUGGAAUCUCUAUUGGAACGAUGACCAUGAGUCUGGGCCCCUUGUUGUUGGUCUUUGUGCUGGGUCUCGUUGUGACCCCAUCAACUGUGGCUCAAAAUGACGCCAGGUAUAUCAAAUUCCUGACUCAGCACUAUGAUGCCAAUCCAAAGGGCCGGGACGACAGAUACUGUGGUAGUAUGAUGAGAAAACGAGACCUCACCUCUCCCUGCAAAGAUCGCAACACCUUUAUUCAUGGCAACAAGGACAACAUCAAGGCCGUCUGUGGAGAAAACGGAAACCCUUACGAAAAUAACUUAAGAAUAAGCAUCUCUAAAUUCCAGGUCACCACUUGCAGUCAUAGAGGAGAGUCUCCCCGGCCUCCGUGCCGGUACCGAGCCUUCAGAGAUUUCAGACGCAUUGUUAUUGCUUGUGAAAACGGCUUGCCUGUCCACUUGGACGAGUCUAUUAUUAGUCCAAGGUAGGCAGGCCCCUCACCCAGAAAUGGCUCUGCUUCCUUUUCAUCCCCUCUUAACCCAGAACAAUGAUGGCAACUUUCACUGUCAAUGGCCAGAAAAUGAAGUAUCUGAAACUUAGGUCUCAGAUUUAUGAUGCACAUAAAUAAAGAUGUCUCUAAAGCCAUUAA